UAGACUUGUUGCAAUAGUAACAUCAUGAAAAUUCACCUACAAACACUGCAUAUAUAAAAAUUUCUUUUUCAGAAUAGUUUCAGUUAAACUCUACCCGACAACAUGAGUCACAAGAAUAAAGACAUGGAGCAGGCUGUGUACAGGGUACCUCCCUACCACUAUCUUCAUGUACUGGAUCAAACUACAAACGUCACCAGGGUAGAGAUUGGACCUCAGACAUUCGUCAAGAAGGAUAAUGAACAGGUUCUGAUGAAUCCUGAGAAAAUGGUUAUAGUUCCUCCCAGACAUUAUUGUAUCAUUCAAAACCCUGUCCUACGAAAUGAGAAAGGGGAAGUUGAGACUGAUUCAAUGGGGCAGGUUCGGUUGGAUCAUGCAGAAGAAGAAAUUAGGUUGCAGCAGGACCCGUUUCCUCUGUAUCCUGGGGAGAUGAUCAAGAACAAGGUUUCUCUUCUCAGGGUUGUACCAGCUCUUACUGCACUCAAGUUACGGGUAACCCGAGAUUACUCUACUGGCGAAAAAGAAAUGAUUGCAGGGGAUGAACUUCUAUUCGAAGGUCCUGGUACCUAUGUACCCCGGAAAGAGGUCGAGGUUGUGGGUGAAGAGAAAGCUAUAAUAAUAAAACCAAAUCAAGCACUUAGGCUUAGAGCUCUCAGGGAGACGGUUGACCGGGAUGGCAAGGCAAGGGUAGCUGGAGAAGAAUGGUUGGUCAGAAAGAACGGAGCUUAUCUUCCGGGAGUUUACGAAGAAAUUGUAGAAACCGUCAAUGCGUAUGUGUUGACCGAAAAGGUAGCUGUGCACGUGCGCGCUGCGCAGACCUUCAAGGAUGGAAGUGGGAAAGUGCGUAAGUCUGGAGAGGAAUAUCUCAUCACUAUCAAGGAUUUGGAGGCGUAUAUUCCUGAUGUAUACGAAGAGAUCGUUGGACAAGUUUAUAUAACAACAUUAACAAAUAGGUAUUUCUUCCUGCAGCCUGAUGAGAAUCUUGAGGAUGGUGUUCAGGAUGUGUUCGUUCUCGGGGAUAACGAGGGAAUAGUUCUCCGUGCUCUGGAAAAUUUUAUGGACGAAUUCCAGAAUCCUCCGGUUUCAAGGCAUUCAGGGGACAAAUGGAUGCUCCAGGGCCCCCUGGAAUAUAUUCCACCAGUAGAGGUUGAGGUUGUUACAAAAAGACAAGCUAUUCCUCUUCAUGAGAAUGAAGGGAUAUAUGUUAGAAACAUCAAAACUGGCCAAGUUCGAGCUGUGAUAGGUCAGACCUAUAUGCUGGGAGAAGAUGAGGAACUAUGGGAGAAAUCCCUCCCUACCAUUGUAAAAACCUUGCUCUCUUCUGACAGAGAUAAUGGUAAGGGGACACCACAUAUUUCUCUUUCCAGGUUUAUAAGAGAUACUGCUGCAGACAGGGGGGAUUGGAUUAAUCCCAGCAAAGAAAAAUCAAAGAAAAAGGAUUCCGGGGAGGAUGAGGAGGACUGGGACGCGUCACGUGUUGUCACAUUUCAAGUACCACACAAUGCCGCGGUACAGAUUUAUGAUUACAAGAGCAAAAAGUCCAGGGUCGUCUUUGGUCCCGAUCUUGUUAUGCUGGGCCCUGACGAGCAAUUUACACAACUUAGACUUCAGCUAGAGCUCUCUUACAACUGGCAUUUCCAAGUGACAGAUCAAUCCAACGACAAGGAUGCUUCUAAGAUAUUUUCUGUUGCUGAUUUUGUUGGUGAUCUUUGCAAAGCUAUGGCUUCUAAGAUUCGUGGAGCUGUUUCAUCUGUAACCUUUGAUGAUUUUCAUAAGCACUCUGCCACAAUUAUUCAGAAGGCUGUAUUUGGAAUAGAUCUUGGAACAGAGAAGGAAUCUGAUAUUCUGAUAUUCAAAUCCAACAAUCUGUGUGUAACAUCAGUUGAUAUAAAAUCCGUUGAACCAGUAGAUCAGCGAACUAGAGACAGUUUACAGAAGUCCGUAACUCUGGCGAUAGAGAUUACAACCCAGUCUCAGGAAGCAGCUGCUAAACGAGAGGCGGAGAGGAUAGAACAGGGAGCGAAGGGAAAGCUAGAACGGCAAAGGAUCUCUGACGAGGCCUUGGCAGAGAAGGAACGAAGAGAGUUGAUUGUUCUUCAAGCUGAGAGCGCUGCUGCGGAAUCUACAGGACAGGCGAAGGCUGAGGCUAUUGCCAGAGCUGAGGCUUCGAGGAUAGAGGCUGAAGCUGCUGUAGAGGGAGCAAAGCUUAAAGCAGAAGCUUUAAAAAUAGAAACAGAGGCAGAGCUGGAGAGGAUGAAAUUGGCUCGCGAGGCUGAUAUCAAAUUUACACUUGAGCAAAACAAAAUGGAAAUUGAGAAAUGUCAGGAAAUGGCAAAGAUUGAGAGUGAGAAGUUUACGAGUAUGGUUCAGGUUUUGGGAACUGAAACUAUCAAAGCUCUUGCUUCGGGCCCACAGGACCAACAGGUCCGAAUGCUACAAGCUCUGGGUCUCAAAUCUACCCUUAUUACUGAUGGUCGAACUCCAAUCAAUCUUCUGAACACAGCCUCAGGACUUCUAGGCCCCAUGCCUCAGGUUGUUGAAGAAGCGUAGAGAAAAGUUCUCCUCCUGGGAGAUUAAUUAUCAUUAGCUUUUGUUUUGAUUUUCUGAUUUUAUAGUCAAUGGAUAGCCUGCACUGCACUUAGUGAUUGGAAAUUAUAUUUUUCAUUUUGAGGUUUUUGAACUUUCAAAAGGCACAACAUAAAUACUGUAAACUUCAAACAUUUCAAAACUUUUGUAAAAGUUUGCUUUUAUUGAACUAUUCUUUCUUUCCCUCACCAUUAAACGAUCGUUUUUGAUUCGUUUAUUGUUCAUUUUCAGGAUCCAGAUUUGGCACAGUGUAAUAAAAGAAAUGUCUAGAAUAAAAUAUUUGUAAAUGAAUUGAGUCUUUGCCACAAACUCAGGUUUUCUUAUCCCUAUAUACCCCAAUUUCGUACACCUUAUUUAUUUCAAGCUAUGAAUUCUGUUAGAUCCGAUAACUUAAGUUUGAAAUAUCAAAAGUUUACACCAUCAGGUAUCAAAGAUAAAGGGUUUUUAAUAUAUCAUUUUAUGGCAAAGACUCAGUUUCUUUCUGUUUUUUUGCACAAAAUCUCCACUUUCAAAUGCUGUGUUUAAAUAUGAAGUUAGUGAACUUUGAAAACAGAAUAGUUUAAUAGAAAUAAAAAACUUUUGCUGAA
Messenger RNA from Eurytemora carolleeae, 3170 nucleotides. Its product is annotated as major vault protein. Lineage: Eukaryota; Metazoa; Arthropoda; Copepoda; Calanoida; Temoridae. The record is from RefSeq and is a predicted model, not a curated record. The transcript has 25 exons. Gene Ontology annotation, cellular component: nucleus; cytoplasm. The coding region runs from base 103 to 2547 and encodes 814 amino acids.